Cicer arietinum (chickpea) is the source of this 2008-nucleotide messenger RNA. RefSeq names its product inorganic phosphate transporter 1-4-like. Gene Ontology annotation, molecular function: phosphate transmembrane transporter activity. The record is from RefSeq and is a predicted model, not a curated record. Gene Ontology annotation, biological process: phosphate ion transport; transmembrane transport. Lineage: Eukaryota; Viridiplantae; Streptophyta; Magnoliopsida; Fabales; Fabaceae. Gene Ontology annotation, cellular component: membrane.
UCAUGUGCUGUUAUGUUCCUCUUUUGUUGCCUAUAAAUUCUCAACACACCCUUCGUCUCUUUCGCGCACACCCUCUUCACUACUAUUUUUUUACUCCUCUCGCUUUCUUCUUGCACUUUAACGGAAGGCAAAAAGUGGGAAACAAAAGAAGGCAAUAGUAAUUUUGCCUUGAAAAGUGAUGGCAAAGGAGCAAAUUCAGGUGCUUAAUGCACUUGAUGUGGCAAAAACACAAUGGUACCAUUUCACUGCAAUCAUCAUAGCUGGGAUGGGCUUCUUCACGGAUGCAUAUGAUCUGUUUUGUGUAUCACUUGUUACCAAGUUGCUCGGUCGCAUAUAUUACCACGUUGAUGGUGCAGCGAAGCCAGGUACACUGCCUCCCAAUGUAGCAGCCGCUGUAAAUGGUGUGGCUUUUUGUGGAACACUUUCUGGACAACUUUUCUUUGGAUGGCUUGGUGAUAAGUUAGGUAGGAAAAAAGUCUAUGGAAUGACCCUCAUGAUGAUGGUAAUUUGCUCCAUUGGUUCUGGCCUUUCUUUUGGACACAGUCCAAAAUCUGUCAUGGCAACUCUUUGCUUCUUCCGCUUCUGGCUUGGUUUUGGUAUUGGUGGAGACUACCCACUUUCGGCUACCAUAAUGUCAGAGUAUUCUAAUAAGAAGACUCGAGGUGCCUUCAUUGCUGCUGUCUUUGCCAUGCAGGGUUUUGGAAUCUUGGGAGGUGGUGUAUUUGCAAUCAUAGUCUCAAUUGCAUUCAAGGCCAAGUUUGAUUCUCCUCCCUAUGAGGUGGAUCCAGUUGGUUCAACUGUUCCACAAGCAGAUUACAUUUGGAGGAUAAUUGUGAUGGUAGGAGCACUCCCAGCUGCAUUGACUUACUACUGGCGGAUGAAGAUGCCCGAAACUGCUCGUUACACCGCUCUAGUUGCUAAGAACACGGCACAGGCUGCAGCAGAUAUGUCUAAGGUUCUGCAAGUCGAGAUCCAAGCUGAACCAAAGACAAAUGAGCAGAAAAAGUCUUAUGGUUUAUUCUCAAAGGAAUUCCUCAGUCGCCAUGGAUUACAUUUACUUGGUACAGCAAGUACUUGGUUCUUGCUCGAUAUUGCAUUCUAUAGCCAAAAUUUAUUCCAGAAGGAUAUUUUUAGCGCAGUUGGUUGGAUACCUCCUGCACAAACAAUGAAUGCACUUGAGGAGGUUUACAGAAUCGCAAGAGCUCAAACACUUAUUGCUCUAUGCAGUACUGUUCCAGGCUACUGGUUUACAGUGGCACUCAUUGAUAGGAUAGGAAGAUUUGCAAUUCAAUUGAUGGGAUUCUUCUUUAUGACUGUCUUCAUGUUUGCUCUUGCCAUUCCUUAUGAACAUUGGACUCAUAAGGAUAACCGUAUAGGAUUUGUUGCAUUGUAUUCAUUGACCUUCUUCUUUGCAAAUUUUGGGCCAAAUGCUACCACGUUUGUUGUGCCCGCAGAGAUUUUUCCUGCUAGAUUUCGAUCUACUUGUCAUGGAAUAUCAUCAGCAGCAGGGAAACUCGGGGCUAUAGUUGGUGCAUUUGGGUUCUUGUAUUUGGCACAAAACAAGGACAAGAGUAAAGCUGAUGCAGGGUACCCAGCCGGCAUUGGGGUGAAGAAUUCUUUGCUUCUGUUGGGUGUGGUUAAUAUUUUGGGCUUCUGUUUUACUUUCUUGGUGCCUGAGGCAAAUGGAAAAUCUUUGGAGGAGAUGUCAGGUGAGAAUGAGGAGGAAGCUGGAACCGCUGUAGAGUUAGAGCAAUCCCAUUCUUAUAACAACAGAACUGUUCCUGAGGUUUAGGUUGAGUUUAUUUAUUUUGUUAUUGUUGUCAUAAAGCUGUAUUUUUGAAUUUGCUAGGGAAGCACGAAAGCUGUAUUUUUCAAUUUAUGUAUGAGGAACUCAGGAUCCAUUAGUUCUGCAAAUAUUAGUAGAUAUGGUGUUACAAUUGAUGUGUGUAACUAUUGGCUUGUAUGGUAGUUUCAAUUUAAAUUUCCAUAACCUGUUUCACCCAACAAA